Macaca mulatta (Rhesus monkey) is the source of this 2583-nucleotide messenger RNA. RefSeq names its product testis expressed 22 (gene TEX22). The record is from RefSeq and is a predicted model, not a curated record. NCBI's taxonomy places the organism in Eukaryota, Metazoa, Chordata, Mammalia, Primates, Cercopithecidae.
GGAAGUUCCGGGAGAGGUGCCGGCCCCUUGGGCCUUCUCCACCUGAGGUGGACCUCACCGGUUCCCCUGUGGUCCCUCCAUCUGCGGCGGAUCUCAGAGGUGUGGACAAGCAGCCUACUAGGGCUAGAGAUGGACAGCAGGAAGCUGUCCCCUCAGGGGAAGAAGCUGGAGUCACACCUCUCCCAAGAGCACAGGCGACCCCCACUGGGCCCGACAGCAUCCUGGGGCCAGCCCAGUACCCAAAGCAGCGCUCAGCAGGGACUGCAGACUCAGGACUGGGUGUGCGAGCCGCCGGAGCGCAGGCGCCCGGGCCGCCACUGGAGCGUCAGCAUCGACGAGCGCCGGCGGCUGGCCAUGCUGGGCGGCCGGGAGAGGCCGGGCGCCGCCGGGGCCCCGCUACACUGCAGGGACAUCGUGCAGAUGGUAGCCCAGCUGGUGUCAGAGGACGUGGACAAGGACGUGCUGUUUCCCCACCCGCUGAGGUCCACUGAGUCCACCAACGCCUUCCAGGCCUUCCUGGCGCGGAGUGCGCCUUUCUGGCAUAAUGCGACUUUCGAGGCCCGGGCCUCGAAGUCACCCCCUUCCUAAGAGCCCGACUCAGCCCAUUGUGUGUCUUCCAGUGCCUUUCCUUGGGGGCCCAGGGUGGGGGCAGCCUCUGCGCCUUCUUUGUGCCCCACCGGGGUUAUCCCGACCACCCAUGAUGGUCAGGCAGAACCUGGCUCUGGACAGCCUGCAGCUCCUGAGGCCUUGGAGACCGGGCUAGGGGCUAUCAGAGCCCAUCUAGGGGAGGGAAGUACUGCCCCAGGUCAGUUUGAGGGGGCUCUGGCAAGGCCUGGGUAGCAGGAGCUUGCCCUCGGGACCGCUGGAAGGAGGCCUCGGGGUACCUGGGCCUGUCUGAGGUGCACUGGUGUCCUGGGAGGCCCCAGUGGCAGGCGCUGCCUAGAGACUCAGCUCCUUUGCUGGCCUGGUCUGGGGAACUGGGUACCUGCCUGCACCAGGCUGUGAGAUGGGCCGGGGAGAGUUCUCCAGGGGGUGGGGUCUCACAUUGGGUCCUGCCUCUGAAGACCCAGAAGGGCGCACGGGAUCCCACGGGUGCUGUGGUGGGGAGCAGCAAGCCCAGGGACCCAAUACGGUGCCCAGCUUAGAGGGAGGCUGGCUGGAGGCAGAGCUGCCUCCUGGCCUCUGGACAGCGAUGCUGGUGGUGGCCGAGGGCCAAGGGGGUAGCCUACACAGGGGGUCUGAGCAACUGCUUACCUGUCAGCUGCAGAGUUGGCUGGAGCAGGGGCCUGUGGGUCAUGGUCCACUGGGUGACUGCCUUGUUUCCAGGCUGCAGGGCCCUCGGAAUGGUGGUGUCCCAGCUGCAUUUUGGGGAUACUAAGUUGCAGGAGGACUGGAUUGGGAGGCGGGGCAGGAGGGCUGUGAGCAUGGGUUCCCAGCCCGGGGUGGGUGGGGGUGGGGAAAGGGCCCUGGACUCCGGGACUGACCGUUAGGGGCCUGACUGGGCUUCUGUGGAGGUGGCUAAGUGGAGGAGGCUUUGGGGCAAGCGGAGGUGAUCACUCCUGGGCCCCAGGUGAGGGCAGGAGCUGGACCUGUGCGGUGGCCUGGACCACCAGACACACACAAGCUGGCUGUGCUGCCCACCUGGCCUCCACCCUUCCCCUUCCCACCGCUGAGAAGCCACCUGCUGCCCUGACACUGGAUCCCUGGCCUGACUUGAAUCCUCUGCACCUGCCUGUGUCCCCUUCUUACUGUAAGACUCAGUGAAGUUCCCUCCUCCUUCGGGAAGUCUUCCAAGAUUACACAGCCAGGUGCCCCCCUUCUCUCCCAAGUCCUCUGAAUGUCAUUUGGUGCACCCUAGGGAUCCUCUGCAUUUCUCAGGAGCCCUAGGGUAGGUGGAUGGAGGGCAGAUCCUCCAGGAGCUAGAGCAGGUGUCCUUAAGGGUGUGGUGAGUUUUGGGCAGGGCAUUGGGGCCAUAAUGACCCACCCCCUCUGAGGUCCCUGAUGAUGAUGUGGGGAAUGGGGUCCUAUGGGCCCAGCUCCAUGCCAGGCAGGAAGAUGCAGGUGAGCCCUGCAUCCCGAGGUGUAAACAGGGCAGAGCGGAGCUGACAGGUAAGCAGUUGCCAUGGGGAUGGCGAGCUGGGCAGUCCUCUGUUCCUGGGUGGCUUUGAAGGACCCCUUGUUAUGACUGUGACUUGGGGAUGGGCUGGGCUCAUCCCGCCAGCUCUCCUGCCCUCGUUUGGGUGUCUCCUGAGGCAGCAGUCAGAGGGUGGUGGUCCAGGACGCUGGCGAUGCUGGGAUGGUUGCCCUCUCUGCUCCAUGAGGUCUCCCUACAGAGCGCCUCCCCCAUGGUGGCAGCAGAGGCAAAACCCUGGCCUCCUUCAGGCUGAGGCCCAGAGCCGACCUCCUGGUGGGUAAGGUGGCCACAGGGCCAGCCGGCAGCAGGGUAUUGGCACUGAGACGCACAGGCCUCUCCAACAGAGGUGGUGCCAGGACAGAGGCAGUGCCUGGAGACUGCCUGGGUUGUCACAACUGGGAUUUGUGUACUAGUUUUCUGUAGCUGCCAUAAAAAUUGCCACAAAUUCA